Malus domestica (apple) is the source of this 2754-nucleotide messenger RNA. RefSeq names its product G-type lectin S-receptor-like serine/threonine-protein kinase At4g27290. Lineage: Eukaryota; Viridiplantae; Streptophyta; Magnoliopsida; Rosales; Rosaceae. The record is from RefSeq and is a predicted model, not a curated record. Gene Ontology annotation, biological process: protein phosphorylation; recognition of pollen. Gene Ontology annotation, molecular function: ATP binding; protein serine/threonine kinase activity.
ACACCUUUAAUUCUUGUCGUUGUUACGUCCCUAGUAAAUGUUUCAUCUACUUUUAAGAAGUGAAUUGAAGAAAAGUUUCUUAAAUCUUUCAUGUAUCUAAACCUUGACCUAUACUAGUUUUUCUGCCUUAAGAGCUAUGGAAAUCUUUACAAUGCUUUUCGUUUUAUCAUCUUUCCUCUUCUCUCCAAGCAUCUCCGCUGCAAAAGAUAUCAUCACUCCGACAGUAUCGCUCAGAGAUGGAGAGUCCCUUGUUUCCUCCGGCGGAACAUUCGAACUAGGAUUCUUUAGCCCAGGUAAUUCGAAGAAUCGAUACGUUGGAAUAUGGUACAAUGGAAUAUCUCCUCAAAUUGUUGUGUGGGUGGCCAACAGAGAAACUCCACUUACUGAUCAUUCUGGAGCUUUGAACAUCACUGAUGGAGGAGUUCUUGUUCUUUUCAGUGACAAAAAUGGCAGUCUGUGGUCAUCUAAUUUAACUUCAAGAACCCUAAGGAGCCCGGUUGCUCAGCUCCUGGAGUCCGGCAACCUUGUUGUGAAAGACGGAAAUGCUGACAACUCGGAGGGCAACCUUGUGUGGCAGAGUUUUGAUUAUCCAGGCAACAUCUUACUACCAGGAAUGAAGCUUGGAUGGAACUUAGCGACAGGUAAAAACAGGUUUUUGUCUUCGUGGAAAGCCGCAGAGGAUCCAUCUCCAGGUGACUUCUCGUAUUCCAUAGAUCAUAGCGGAUACCCCCAACUAGUCCUUCGGAAAGGUCGUGUUCCACACUAUAGGUUGGGGUCAUGGAAUGGCCUUGGUUUUACUGGGAGUCCUGAACUUAGUCCUAAUGAAGCAUUUAAAAUCGAAUUUGUGUCCAAUGAUAGUGAGGCCUAUUACAAAUUCGACCUCAUGCGCGAUUCGAUGCAUUCGAGAUUGGUACUCAACCUGUCUGGUGGUUUGCAGCGGUUCUUGUGGAUUGAUAAAACACAUAGCGGGAACAUGAUUUACUCUGCUCCAGCAGAUGGUUGUGACACUUACGAUUUGUGUGGUGCAUUCGCUUUCUGCAAGCUUGAUUCUGUUCCUUUAUGUUCAUGCUUGCAAGGUUUUGUACCAAAAUCUCCAAGAGACUACUGGACUAUGAAAAACACGUCUUCAGGAUGUCUUCGUAAAAGUCCAUUGAAUUGUACGAAUCAAGAUGAAUUUCAGAAGUUCAUACGGGUGAAAUUGCCAGACACAUCUUCGUCACGGAUCAAUAAUACCAUGUCUCUCGAGGAAUGUAAGAAAAUGUGUUUGACAAACUGCUCUUGCACAGCAUAUGCAAAUUUGGAUGUUAGGGGAGGAGGAACUGGCUGUUUGCUUUGGUUCGGCGACCUCAUUGAUAUAAAAGAAUUCGACUCUGUUGGGCAAGAUCUUUUUGUCCGGAUGCCCCCCUCCGAAUUAGAUGGCGCUAAGAGAAGCAAGCACUCUGGUGUACAAAGGAAAGUGGCAAUCAUAGUCUUCUCUGGGGCAGUAGUCAUGGGAAUGCUAAUACUAGGAUUGGUUUUCUACAUACAGAAGAAGAAAUCGAAAGCGCGAGGAAACAUGAAAAACAUACGUGAAAAGAACUUUGGUUUCGAAGGUGGAAGCCAGGACAUGGAGUUGAUAACAUUUGAUUUGGCCACUGUAUCUAGAGCCACCGAUAACUUCUCAGACAAUAACAAGCUGGGACAAGGUGGUUUCGGACCAGUGUACAAGGGAAUCCUGAAGGAAGGGCAAAAUAUAGCAGUGAAAAGGCUUUCGAAAUAUUCUGGGCAAGGAACCAAAGAAUUCAUGAAUGAAGUAGUAUUAAUUGCUAAACUUCAACACCGAAAUCUUGUAAAGCUUCUUGGUUGCUGUAUUGAAGGGGAUGAAAAGAUGUUGAUCUAUGAAUAUAUGCCAAACAAAAGCUUGGACUACUUCAUAUUUGACGAUACAAGAAGUAAAUUCCUCAAUUGGGAUCAGCUCAUCAACAUUAUCGGAGGAAUUGCUCGAGGACUUCUCUAUCUUCAUCAAGAUUCUAGACUGAGGAUCAUCCAUAGGGAUCUCAAAACCAGUAACGUUUUACUAGAUAAAGAUAUGAACCCAAAAAUAUCUGAUUUUGGCACGGCUAGAGAAUUUGGGGGAGAUCAAACUGAGGAAAAUACUAAUAGAGUGGUUGGAACAUAUGGCUACAUGUCUCCUGAGUACGUGGUCGAUGGACUCUUCUCAGUCAAAUCGGAUGUUUAUAGCUUCGGUGUGAUGGUGCUGGAGAUACUUAGCGGGAAGAAGAACAGGGGAUUUCAUCAUCCAGACCACCAGCUUAACCUUCUAGGACAUGCUUGGAUACUUUGGAUUGAAGGAAGGCCAACAGAAAUAAUGGAUGAGAAGUUAGAUGGAUCGUGUGCGCCACCAGAAGUGUCACGAUGCAUUCAUAUAGCUCUACUGUGUGUGCAGCAACAACCAGAAGAUAGGCCAAACAUGGCAUCUGUGGUCCUAAUGUUGGGUGGGGAGGGUUCAUUGCCUAUACCCAAGCAACCUGGUUUCUUUACUGAAAGGAACUCGGUUGAAGCAAAUGCUUCUUCGCCAACCAAGUACGAAUCCCAUUCCAUAAAUGAGAUGAGUCUAACGCUGUUAGAAGCAAGGGAUUAAAAGGCACUAGGUGCUCCUCCGGCGACGACCAGGGACCUAGUGCGUAUGAUUAAUUAAAAAAAUAAAAUGCAAAUACUUUUUUUAAAGGGAGACUUUGGAUGCGGUCCCUAGUUAUGAACAGUCUUUGAUUGAAA